AUGAAUGAUCAAAAUCAUCUUCAACCUGCACCAUUUAGGAAAGAUGAGGAGGGAAGUUCGUUGUUAAAGAUCUCAAACCAUUCACUGAUGUUUGACAACGCCCAUAGUGAUGAGGACUCUGGUACUAAGGAAGAGCAGGAUAAUUUCAUGAAUGAACUUGAACGAUUCCACAAGGAUAAUUCAAUGGAAUUCAGGCCCCCAAAGUUCUAUGGAGAAGGGUUGAAUUACCUUAAGUUGUGGAGAAAGGUGAAGAAAUUGGGUCGGUAUAAACAGGUAACAUUAAGCAGAAAGUGGCGCCAAGUGGGAGAGUCUUUUGAACCACCAAAGACAUGCACAAAUGUUUCAUGGUCCUUUCAUAACUUCUACAAGAAGAAAUAUCAGUAUCAAGUAUAUGCAUUAGUUCCUGGUCUUCUGCGUGAAGAGCUUCAAGUUCUUUCAGAUCCCGUCGGUCGUUUAAUAAUUACUGGAGAGCCUACACAACUAGACAAUCCAUGGGUGUUACUCGCUUCCAGAAGGUAA
Molecule: messenger RNA, 519 nt
Organism: Triticum dicoccoides
Lineage: Eukaryota; Viridiplantae; Streptophyta; Magnoliopsida; Poales; Poaceae
Product: AT-rich interactive domain-containing protein 3-like
Exons: 7
Coding region: 1-519 (172 amino acids)
Biological process (GO): regulation of transcription by RNA polymerase II
Cellular component (GO): nucleus
Molecular function (GO): DNA binding
Source: RefSeq, a predicted model, not a curated record